AUUAAGAUAAUUUAAAUAUGAAGUACCUAUGAAUGCUGUUGCAAUUUCACCAUUAUUCAAUUCUGAUCAAAAACAAAAACCUCAUUUAAUAGUUGCUGGUGGUAUUCCUGCUAGAGAAACUGCCAGAACUAAAUUUUAAGGAUUUGAUAUACAUAUUUGUAAUGUUAUUUAUGAAGAAGAGGUUGGAAAAUUGUUAAGUAUAUACUUUUAUAUCUCUUUAAUAAGAUCCCAAUUAAAUUGGACCAAUCAAUGCAUUAGCAUUCUUCCCUGAUGGAAAAGGAUUUAUUACUGGAGAGGAAGGUGGAUAUUCAAGAGUUUAUAAAUUUGAUUAAACUUAUUGGGAAAAUGAUUUAUUCAAAUGA
This is a messenger RNA of Paramecium sonneborni, 362 nucleotides long. NCBI's taxonomy places the organism in Eukaryota, Ciliophora, Oligohymenophorea, Peniculida, Parameciidae. The record is from the annotation of a GenBank genome assembly.